Molecule: messenger RNA, 897 nt
Organism: Drosophila kikkawai
Lineage: Eukaryota; Metazoa; Arthropoda; Insecta; Diptera; Drosophilidae
Source: RefSeq, a predicted model, not a curated record
CGAUAGAGGCUGGCCCCAAAGCAUCCCUGCGUUUACAGUUAUUCCCGGGAAAAAAGUUUUCGCUUAAAAAAUUCGUAAAUUUUCUGUUUUUUCUCAAAAUUUCGGUAACUACACGCUUUAAAUAACCCAAAAUGACGGAGAAAGAAGUUGAGUACAUGGACUAUCUGACGGAAAAGGGGAUUUUGCCGAAGCUGCUGGAGAUAUUGAAGCAAAUGUCCGCGAUGGAUCCGCCGCCUGCGGAUCCCCUGAUGUACAUUCUGCAUGCCCUAGGAUGUCCGCUGAUUCCACAGGCCCAAAUGAAGGCUUUGGAGCGCAAAGUCUCCCGUGCCCACGACGAACUGCGUUAUCUGCGGCGCCUGCUCAUUGAUUUGGAUGGCGAGGAUCAGCUCUACGACAGCUAUAGCGACGACGAUGAGUACGUGGGCGCUGUAGAGGAUCCCAAUGAGUCCUACGAUGACUACGCCGAUGAGGCCGCUGCGCAGGCCCAGGACGAAGCUUCAGGGGCCACAGCAGAUGGUUCUGCCCAGGAUCAGCAAGAGCUUUACAAUCAUUAAAUCUUGCAUCCCAUCUCAUACCAUCUCCAGCAUGUUCGAAAUCACAUAAGCCGUUGAGCCCGUUUUAUGUCCUGGGAGCAUAUUUCUAGCCCCUGCAUGUGAGUUGGGUUUUCUAUCUUUCAUUUUCUAUUUUGUCAAACCAAGCAUUGUUAAAUUUUCUAUGAAAUCAUUGUUAAAUAAACGCCUUGACGUUGGUACUGUAGCUUAACGAGCAACUACAAUUAAAAUGUAGACAUGCUCGUGCGAAAAACACUUUAUAAAGUCUAUAAAAUGUAUUGAAUAUGUAGAAUAAAAUCAGGAUCAAGCUUGAAAAUAAUUAGAGUUGAUCUUAAAAUGAGUAAUA